UAGCUGUCGAGGUUGCUCGGUUUGCACGGUUGCUAAAUAGCACGGUGGGCAUUGGUGGUGCCCCUUAUCUGCUGAUGUGCGGGGGUGGGAGUGUUUUGAGUUGAAAGCAUAGCUUUGUAUGCUUAAGUUUAUGUUGUCAUCUUUCUUACGACGUCUUUAUCGCUGUUAGCCGUGUCCGCAGUGGGAGCGCGUUUUAAACGGAGCUAGUGGCUUUGAGUCAACCCCCAACAUUGACGGGCCUGUUCCUUUGCAGCAACAACAAAAAAAUAAAAUAAAACAUGGGAAAGGAAGACGACCUACCUGCUAAUGGCGAAGACAACUGCAAAAGCCUAAAAGAUGAUGUCCAGCACUACACAUUAGAGGAUGUACGAGUCCACAACAUGAGCAGCGACAUAUGGCUCAUUAUCCACGAGAAAGUUUAUGACGUUACGCGUUUCCUCGAAGAGCACCCGGGGGGUGAGGAGGUGCUGCUGGAGCAGGCCGGUACGGAUGCAACAGAGUGCUUUGAGGAUGUGGGUCACUCCACAGAUGCCAGAGAGAUGCUGCAGCAGUUCUACAUCGGGGAGCUUCACAAGGAUGACAUAAGAGAGGAAAAGCCAAAGGAUGAAAACGUCACUUCGGGAGAGUCGUGCAACUCCUGGACCACAUGGGUGAUACCAGCCAUUGUUGCGACCAUCAUUGGCAUCUUGUAUCGCAUCUACAUCUCCUCUUGAGUGCCAACGUUCCCAUUUCCCCCCCUCGUUCUUUUCAUCUGGAGGCCUUGAAAUGUUUGACCAAAACCACCUCGCACAGAUCACCCCUCGAACCGCCUGUAUUCUUGGCAACAGGAGAGGGAAGGCAGCAAUUGUUUGUCUCCCGUCACGUCGACAUCCACCAAUUCCAGCAAACAGGCAGUCGAGGAGAGACUUGAUUAAACUCACUGCCUCCAGCUUCUUUUUUUCAUUAUCUUUUUACUUGUCCUUGUAAUUGUUGUAUUUAACUAUGCAUCUGUUUGACUCAAUUUGGUCUGUGUUGAUUCAUUUGUUCACGCAUAAAGUUAGAAUUAGGAACUUCACAUAGGAGGAAACAGCAUUAAGCUUUUUGAUCUAAUCAGGAUCAUGUUAUUAUUAGACGCUUUUUCUGAGUUGCGUUUAUGCGAGAAAAAAAAUCACUUUAAUUACUGCAACAGUCCAACUGUUUUGUGCAAUUUGUUGCCAGACUUGUUUAUGCGUAAUCUAAUCAUUGGCGUUACAGUGCUUUUAUUUAUAAAUUUUUUUUUUUUACCCAUUUCCCUGAAAAUAGUCAAAUAAAAUGCAACUCUAUACUUUUCAAGGAAGAAUAUAAUAUUCAAGUAGGAUUAGACUUAACUGUUCUCUUGUCAAGUACUUAUGGCUAAAGUAUGUAGUCUAUAAAAAAAAACCAAUAUGGCUAAAAGGGGGUAAUUUCCUUGUUUCUCAUUGAGCUAUAAAUUCUAACCUGUCCUAAAUAUUUCUGGUGAUUUGUACUGGCAACUGCUGAGUUGGUUCUAUGCAUCGAUUUUGAUUCUGUCCGCAAAUAUUAAAAGGCAAGCAUAUUUUAAAAAUGUUGAAAAUUUGUAAGGAAUCGUCUUUAAUUGGUGUAGCAAAAUAUCACCCAGCCAUUUGGGAUGUUGUACAUUGCUGUCAUUUGAGCGUCUUGUGCAAAUCGGAAAUCCAUAAUUGGCCUCUGGCGCUGUUUCAGAAAUGUAGGGUUAUUACUUGCUGCUGUUUACACGUCAUCAUACAACUUGCAGGAGUCUACAUUUACUAUGCUGACAGCUCUUGUAUUUUAUCUGCCAUCUCAUGUCAUUAAAAGCCUGCUUAAAAUAUUGAAAAAGAAAA
This is a messenger RNA of Phyllopteryx taeniolatus (common seadragon), 1838 nucleotides long. Its product is annotated as cytochrome b5. The coding region runs from base 279 to 713 and encodes 144 amino acids. The record is from RefSeq and is a predicted model, not a curated record. Gene Ontology annotation, molecular function: heme binding. Gene Ontology annotation, cellular component: intracellular membrane-bounded organelle; membrane. Lineage: Eukaryota; Metazoa; Chordata; Actinopteri; Syngnathiformes; Syngnathidae. The transcript is spliced from 5 exons.